AGUAAUUAUAUUCAGCAAGGAAUAAGUGAUCUGGCAGUGCAACGGGUUACUUCUGAGUGGAAAGGCCGUGUGGAUUAUCUGGAUGCUGAGUGGACGAAACGAUUACAGGAUUCGGAAGAAAAAGCAACGUUGGCGAUAGCGAAGGUGAAAGCCGAGAUGCAUAACGCAUUGGAAGAUAAGGAGCUGGAGAUACAGAACAUUCGAACGAAAUACAAACAACUCGAAUCGCAAGGAUCAGAUUCACAACAUCAAAUCGAUGAACUGAAAUCAACAAUCGAGGCAUUAGAGAACGAGAAGUCGGAUAUGGUAUUGAAAUUGUCAGAAGCAAAGCAACAAGGUGUGAAGGCGAUUCGGGAGGACGAAGAGCGCAAGAGAAAGGAAAUCGUCGAGGAAAUGGAGCGGAAACGUGCCGAAGACCAGCGCAAUUACGAGCAAAAACUUGAGGACGAAUUGAAAAAACAGGUGAGAUUAUAUUGGUAG
Anisakis simplex (herring worm) is the source of this 480-nucleotide messenger RNA. The record is from the annotation of a GenBank genome assembly. Lineage: Eukaryota; Metazoa; Nematoda; Chromadorea; Rhabditida; Anisakidae.